CGGAAGUUGACCUGUUUGCUUGCAGCCACUUCCUUUAGCGGACAGCUCCUCUUUGGCGAACUAACGAGACGAAACCAUAACAUGGACAGUUAGUGAGUGUUUCGUAAAGGGACGACUGUAGCCAGCUGUUGUUUUUGUCAGUCUUCGCGUGUCAUGGCGGAUGAUAAUCAGCCCGUUUUUAGUGAGGUCCCUGAUGAUAAAGGGAAGGAGAAGUACAAGAAAAGUGAGAAUGUUGCUUUUUACAGGAGACAGAUGCAGGGUCCCAGCAGGAAGUACAGGGCCCUUUUAGACACCAUGGUGCUCACUGAGAAGGGAGUCUGCUUCCAGCUGGUGGAAGCUGACACUCAGACCAAGCUGCUUCUUACUGUGUCUCCCUGUAAAUGUGACACUGUGAGGAUCUUGAUAGAUGAGGCUCAGCCUGGUAAAGCCCGCUACCGAGUCUCUGAUGUGCUGACUGGAGAUCCUCAGAGUGAACAGUUGAGGGUGGAGUCACAGACUCAGGAUUUUGUCACCCUUUCCUGGUCUCUGGCACAACACCAGGUCCGCGUGUGGCAUUUUCCUUUCCGAGUGGAGAUCUUGAAGGAUCAGGAAGUGAUCGUUACGUUUAACUCCAAAGGCAAACUGUGGUUUGAAAGGUUGCAGGAGCUGCCCAGUCAGCCUACCGAUGACCCGACAGGUUUAUGGAGGGAGACCUUCAGGACGUUUGUUGACAUCAAAGCUAACGGUCCGAGCAGCAUCGGCGCUGAUCUCUGCCUUCACGGGUUCAGACACGCCUACGGCCUUCCAGAACACUCCGACCAGCUGCUGCUCAGAGACACCAGAGACGGAGAACCUUAUCGGCUGUAUAACCUGGACGUGUUUGCCUACGACCUGCACAGCCGCCUGGGCCUGUACGGCUCCGUACCGCUGAUGGUGGCUCAUAGAGCAGACAGGACUAUCGGUGUGUUUUGGCUGAAUGCAUCGGAAACCUUUGUGAACCUUCAGUACCUCCCUACAGACCCCCAGAUGCCUCCAGUGAAGAGGAGGAGGACACAGGUUCAGACUGACGUCCACUGGCUCUCAGAGAGCGGGGUGAUCGACUGCAUGGUUUUACUGGGGCCCAGCCCACAUCAACUGUUCCACCAGUACGCCCAGCUGACAGGUUACCAAGCCCUGCCCCCCUUCUUUGCCCUGGGGUACCACCAGUGCCGCUGGAACUACGACGACGAGGCCGACGUGAGGGCUGUGGAUGCUGGAUUCGAUCGCCAUAACAUCCCUUAUGAUGUCAUCUGGCUGGACAUCGAGCACACUGAUGGGAAGCGAUACUUCACCUGGGACUCGGCUCGUUUCCCCGAACCGGCAAAACUACAGCGCCAUCUAGAGAAGAAGAAUAGGAAGAUGGUGGUGAUAAGUGAUCCCCACAUCAAGGUGGAUGCUGAUUGGUCCCUGUACCGUGAGGCCAGAGACGGAGGACACUUUGUUCGAGACAGAGAAGGACACAUCUAUCAGGGCUCGUGUUGGCCAGGUGAGUCUUCCUAUGUUGACUUCAGCAGCACUGCGACCCGAGCCUGGUACUCCACCUGCUUCAGUCUGGAGAAAUACAAGGGGUCGACCUCCGUCCUCUUUGUAUGGAACGACAUGAACGAGCCGUCGGUCUUCAGUGGGCCGGAGCAGACGCUGCCGAAGGACGCGGUGCAUCACGGAGGAUGGGAACAUCGGGAUCUACACAACCUGUACGGCUUCUACCAGCACAUGGCCACAGCGGACGGCCUGCUGACCCGCUCAGGGGGCUCAGAGAGACCCUUUGUCCUCUCUCGCUCCUUCUUUGCAGGAUCUCAGAGAUUUGGAGCAAUAUGGACCGGCGACAACGUGGCCAGCUGGGACCAUCUGAAGAUUUCCAUUCCCAUGGUUCUGUCUCUGAGUCUAGCGGGGAUCGUGUUUUGCGGAGCUGAUGUUGGGGGGUUCGUUCAGGAUCCAGAACCAGAGCUGUUGGUGCGCUGGUACCAGGCGGCGGCCCUGCUGCCGUUUUUUCGGGGCCACUCAGACAAGAAGACCAAGCGGCGUGAGCCCUGGCUCUUUGGGGAGGAAGUCACAGCAGCGAUCCGCGCCGCCGUCCAACAGAGGUACCAUUUGCUGCCCUACUGGUACACUCUGUUCCACUACGCCCACAACUCCGGCCUGCCUCCAGUCAGACCUCUGUGGACCGAGUUUCCCAGAGAAGAACAUACGUUCACUGAGGACAGUCAAUACAUGAUUGGGGGAGCCUUGCUCGCCUGUCCUGUAACACAGCCAGGAGUUGAGGAGGUCAGAGUCUUACUUCCUGGAUCUAAUGAAAUCUGGUACGACAUCUGCUCUGGACAGGAAUAUGGAGGAGGCCAGACUCUGAGUCUUCCAGUCACCCUGGACACCAUUCCGGUGUUCCAGCGCGGCGGCUCGGUGGUCUGUAGAUCAACAGGAAGUGGGACAUGUGCAGCGGACUUCCAGCAGCUUCCUCUUACUCUCACCGUGGCCUUAAACUGUCAGGGCCGUGCUGCAGGUGAACUCUACCUGGAUGAUGGUCAUUCCUUUGGUUACCGGGUCAGAAAGUCCCGUCUGCGCCGGUUCUGCCUGCGGUCGGGCUGCCUGCGCUGCAGCCCUGCUGCAGAUGAUGGAACGUUUGACUGCGAGACGUUCAUCCAGUCCGUUACUGUCCUGGGUUUGAGAGACAAACCAUCCACGGUUGUCGUCCAUGUGUCGGGUGCUGAGGAGACGUCUGCUGUGUUUGAGUAUGAGGAGACCUGCUGCAGGCUGACGGUGACCCGCCUGAAGCUCAGCGUUCUGAUGGACUGGCAGGUCCAGAUGAGUUAACGGUGACUACGUCAGAGAUACUGUAUCAGACAUCAGGGGGAUUUAAGCUUUAAUCACAAGUUUUUUUUAUUGUAAUUCACUCAGUCAUAGCUAAGGAUGAGCAGCUACAAUCCAUGUGUGACCCCCAAAGAAUUUGAUGCAGUUUUUUUCUGUUUGUCAGGCUUACCGGCCAUGGUUGGUCUGAUUCUCUCCCUCGUGUUUACUCUGGAGUUGAACACAACCCAUCCUUGAAUAAGUCUCACUCUUCUUUGAGAUUCAAUAGCUGUAAAGAUGUCAUGAAUACAAAUUAUCCAGAGUAGUUUUGAGAGUACAGAUAAGAUAAAAGACAAUAUAACCCCUUAAACCUGAUGGAAAUCGAGACUGUCACGUUGAGAGCAGGAGGAUCGGACCCAAAAUGCCGAACACCAGAGUAACUCAAGGCAGGAGCGGUUGAAUAAAUGAAAAUUCCUUUUAUUAAGAUGAUGAGUGAAUAUCCAAACGGCAGGAAGCUGACUGACAAAAACAAAAGCUCAUUUAUGAGCAAGAACCUAGAAUUUCUCGAGGGGGACAGAACAACACUGACAAAGACAAUGGACCAACACACACUGACAAGACAGGGUUUUACACACACAGGGAAGCAAUCAGGGAAACUGGUAGCAGGUGUGUGGGGUGUGUGAGCUGAAGGGAUCAGGAGAGACUCAGGCCCUGUCCACACGUAGCCGGGUGUUUUUAAAAACGAAUAUCCGCCCCUCCAAAAACUUGCAUCCACACCACCUCGUUUAAAAAAAAAACUCUGUCCACACGUACCCCGAUAAAUACGUUGUUAAGGACAUGCCAGACCUGUAGGCGGCAGUACUUCCCCCGUUCUUAACCUCGUCUUUCGUCUGUGGUCUUCCGCAAGGAGCAGUAAUUCCACUUGCAAACACAAACAAGCAAAAAGCGCUUGGACAAGUGAUAAAGCGAGCGCAGCUCUGAGGGCAUCCAUGCUGCCGGCUAGUGUAAACACAGGUCGCACACGUGAUGUCAGCAUUUUUUUGUCGCGGAAAGUGACGUUGCGGACCUUAAAACUCCGGUUUUGUCUGUCCACACGCAGACACCCAAAACGGAGAAAACGCAGAUCUUCACUUUGGCCGUAGUUUUUAAAAAGAUCCGUUUUCGUGUGAAAAAACUCAGUUUUCGUGUGGAUGACAGGCCAAAACGUAGAAAAAUAUCUACGUUUUGGCAGAUCCCCGGCUACGUGUGGACAGGGCCUAACUAGGUGGGGAAGGAACACAUUGUAUUAAAGGGAGAAACUGACUGGAUAAUAUAACUAUACAGAGAAUUAACAAACCUGAAACUAGACACCAGAACAAACAUUAAAUCUUCAGCUUGGGGAACUAAAGAGACAGGAACCAAAGGAGGGGGAAUCAAUGGGGAGACUAAAACUACUGGGAUGGGAUAACUAAGUAUGAAGUGACUAGGGGGGAACCUGGAGGGCGAACUGGAGGGGGCUGGGGACCAAAAGGACACAGAACAUGACAAAGACAGAAAAAAAACAAGAAAAAGUAGAUUUUAGAUGUGAAAAAAGUCAGAUGACCCACUCAGUUAAAACUAGGAUGUUGUUAAUGAUGGAGCUUUAGAUCAGUGGUUCCCAAACUUUCCAGCUUCAGACCCACAAAAUAGCUAUGAAGACAUGUGACCCCAGAUUCAUCUGAUUAGACAAGAGAAACAUGCUUAAAAAGCUAAAUAAUUCAGGAAGUAAGCAAAACCACUCUAGCUCUUGUUCACUUAUAUCAAUUUAUUACACUUUAGUUGAGUUCUUGUAACAAUUAUGCCAGAAAUAUAGCUUCAGCGAUUUCUGGACAUCAUCUCAAGACCUCCUGAGUUGAUUUUGGUGACCUAAAAUGGGGUCCCACCCCUAACUUUGGGAACCACUGCUCUUGAUGUUUUGGUCAGAUGUUGAAAAGCAGGUGAUGUAGCGUCUCACCUGGCUGUGGAGGGAGGACUCACCCAGACUUUUAUUCCUCUGUUAAACUGGAUGGAUUUUAAUGAAACUCACACAGGCUCUUAACCAGAUGGUCGUCUACAGCUGAUUAAUGUUUGGAACCAGUCAGAAUCAAGAUGGCCACCCCAGCUAAGCAACAUUAGCAAACAUAAAAAGCUGUUGCUUUUGUGGAUCUGAUGUGUGAUUUUGAGUGAGAUCGUGUUACCUCGACCACAACAACUGAACCUCCAUUGUUUUUCUACCUGAGACAUGAAAGGUAGUUCUCUGCGUGGACUGCUGGGAAUUUAUUUGUUGGUGCUUUUAACCGGUGUUGUUUUUUUAAUGAUGGAAAAAAGAACUGAAGUGUGUUUUAUUCCAAUAAAAAUCAUUCAAAGCUUUCA
Messenger RNA from Nothobranchius furzeri (turquoise killifish), 5169 nucleotides. It is a transcript of the gene ganc, whose product is annotated as glucosidase, alpha; neutral C. Gene Ontology annotation, molecular function: alpha-1,4-glucosidase activity; carbohydrate binding. NCBI's taxonomy places the organism in Eukaryota, Metazoa, Chordata, Actinopteri, Cyprinodontiformes, Nothobranchiidae. Gene Ontology annotation, biological process: carbohydrate metabolic process; N-glycan processing. The record is from RefSeq and is a predicted model, not a curated record.